CUUCGUUCAGCAACUAUGCCAACGUUCCGUAGACGUUUGGGACGAUCCGUCCGGGUGGAAGUGUUCCGCGAGUACUGUGCCAACAGCUCCAUCCACGGUGUACGAUACUUCGAUCGUGAUGAACGUACGACCUGUGAAAGAUUCUGGUGGCUAGUGGUCUUUCUACUCUCUAUGUUGGGCUGUUGCGUGAUGAUAUACAAGACAUACGUGAAGUGGAACCAAGCUCCAAUCAUUGUUACCUUUUCGGAGAAAACCACUCCAGUUUGGGAUAUUCACUUCCCCGCAAUUACUAUCUGUCCCGAGACAAAGGUGCACACAAAAACGCUUAAUUUCACAGCCGAAAUGAACGCACUGCUGGAAGAUUACAAUUACAUUAACGGAACAUCCGACCGCGAGUCCAUCGAUCAGUUGAAAGCCGUCGCUCAGUUGUGCAACACGUUGUUUCAUUCAAAAUAUAACUUGUUGCAGUACUUAAACGAAACGGAUGAGGACGUCGUUGGCAUGCUGAAAAACAUGUCCUUGUCACGCCACGGUACACUUGGGUUGUGUCAGUACUGCAACCAGUACACAAUUUGUGGAGAACAUUUGAAAGAGACGCUCACCGAGGAGGGUUUCUGUUACACCUUCAACAUGAUGCCGGAAGAGGACAUCUUUCGCAAAAGCUCACUCCACGCGGACUAUACGUACACGGAGAGUUGGUUCUCAUUUUCGGAAAAUGAAACAUUGGCCCCACUGUACGCACGAGGUGCAGGUCUGCAUGCUGGGCUUACAUUGUUCCUGCGACAAAUCAAGGAAGAUGUGGACUACAUGUGCACGGGAUUCUCGCAAGGGUACAAGCUUAUGAUUCAUGACCCGGGCGAGUACCCGCAGGUGUCGAUGCGCAACAUGCGCAUUCCCUUUGGUCACGAGAUCUCGAUCGCGUUGAAGCCUCAAAUGAUGAUCACUUCCCAAUCGGCCGCCGAUUUUAGCUGGGAGAAGCGUCAGUGUUUCUUCAAUCACGAGCGUUACCUUCGCUACUUUAACAUCUAUAACCAGGAAAACUGCGAACUAGAAUGCUUGACCAACGUGACGCAGGCAAUAUGUGGAUGUGUUCGCUUUUCUAUGCCACGAUCAAACGACACCAAGGUUUGCCCCUUGUCGAUGUUUCACUGCAUGUCCGAUGUCAAAUGGAUUGUGUAUGACAUUGACGAUCCUGAACGUCCAGUCAACGAAGAGAUCACGGCAAUGGUCGACAGAUGUAACUGCUUGCCAGCAUGCAGCUCAAUAUCUUACGACGUGGAAACUACGCAAACCACACUGGAUCUGGAAAAGUUUCUGCGCGUCAACCAUGAGUAUGAUAGGUCGGACAAGUUUUACAUCACAACGAUAGCGAUCUACUUCAAGGAGUCGUACUUCAUCACCUCCAAGCGAUCGGAGCUGUACGGAUGGGUAGACUUUCUUGCAAAUUGUGGUGGACUGCUAGGCCUCUUCAUGGGUGUAAGCAUAUUGAGUCUAUUGGAGUUAUGUUACUACAUUACGAUUCGACCAUUUUCAGUUAGAAGUAAAAUAGCCAGUAUUGAAAAGCGAGAUACAAACGAAGUCCAGAAUGUCAUGCUUCCCGUUAUCACCAAGCGUGAAUAGCCAGU
Anopheles merus is the source of this 1625-nucleotide messenger RNA. Its product is annotated as pickpocket protein 28-like. Gene Ontology annotation, molecular function: ligand-gated sodium channel activity. Gene Ontology annotation, biological process: sodium ion transmembrane transport. Gene Ontology annotation, cellular component: membrane. The transcript has 4 exons. Lineage: Eukaryota; Metazoa; Arthropoda; Insecta; Diptera; Culicidae. The record is from RefSeq and is a predicted model, not a curated record. The coding region runs from base 16 to 1620 and encodes 534 amino acids.